GUUUGGAAAAGAAAGGUAUAGAAAAAUGGUCUGAAAUGGUCUCUCUUGAGUGUUGGUUAUGGUGACUUGUGAGGCUGCUCCUUAAAGCAUCUGCCCUCACAGCAGUUCCUUCAGGUUUGGCUCUCCUAUGCAUUAUUAAGUUUUAUUAAAAAAUGAACUGUAUAGAUAUUAAGUUAUACCACAUGCCCUUUUUUAAGAUUAAGAAAUGGUGAUUUUGUUUUCAGGACAUCAUCAACUGCAUAGGUGGAUUAAAUGUACUCUUUCCUUUAUUGGAACAACUCAGCUACUUUAAUGAAGGACAGGUUUCUGAAGGAAUGAGUGAAAGCACAGUUCCUGAAUGGAUAACACCUGUAGAAGGAGAGCCUAUGGUAUCAGCCUCCACAAAGGCAUCAGAGUCAAGACUAGAGAAAAAUCUGGUUGCAACAUUUAUCUUGAUUGUGAAACACUUUAUUCAGAGACAUCCAAUUAAUCAGGACAAUCUUAUUCAGUCCCAUGGAGUUGCAACUCUUGGUACCUUACUUCAGAAGGUGCCAGGUACCUUAAUGGAUGUUAAUGUAUUGAUGGCAAUUCAGUUAUUAAUUGAACAGGUCUCAUUAGAGAAAAAUGUGCCACUGCUGCAACAAAUGUAUCAGUAUUUACUAUUUGACUUCCGUAUUUGGAACCAUGGAGAUUUUCCCUUUCAAAUUGGUCAUAUACAAUACCUUUCAACUAUUAUUAAAGACAGCAGGAGAGUUUUCCGAAAGAAAUAUGGUGUGCAGUUUCUCCUAGAUACACUCAGGAUUUAUUAUGGGUAUGACGUCUCUGCUCCUUCUUAGUU
This is a messenger RNA of Castor canadensis (American beaver), 817 nucleotides long. NCBI's taxonomy places the organism in Eukaryota, Metazoa, Chordata, Mammalia, Rodentia, Castoridae. The record is from RefSeq and is a predicted model, not a curated record.